This is a messenger RNA of Hyaloscypha bicolor E, 1560 nucleotides long. RefSeq lists its product as uncharacterized. Lineage: Eukaryota; Fungi; Ascomycota; Leotiomycetes; Helotiales; Hyaloscyphaceae. The record is from RefSeq and is a predicted model, not a curated record. Bases 210 to 1085 code for a protein of 291 amino acids. The transcript is spliced from 3 exons.
CAAGAACUCUUCCUUCAGGGUUUCCUUCAUUGCCAUUCGACCUGGAUCGAUUGAUAUCGCUGCGGUUAAUUAUAUGAAGUAGUAAAACUUCCCGCCUCGAAUCAGACAGUCGUGAUCCCAGCAGGUUCCCGUCUUCGCCAACCGCGAACCUACUAGCUAGAAUACCCAACAGCCUCCUGCAUUCAUGCAUCUAGAGGUCAUGGUACCGUAUGAUGGAACGGGAACGGUUGGAACCCCUCGAUUAUACAGUCAUCCAACUAGCAGCGAACGAAUCUUGGUUGCCCACUGACAGCUGGCCCGAUUUGAGGGGAUACUUGAUUGGCAAAGAUUUCGACCCAAAGAAGAUAGAAAGCAGCAAGCUUCGACUUAUGCGCUUAUUGUCUGAUGCUCAAAGUCUACCCCCAUCACCUCCGCACGCCAAUGGAUUUGAUUUAGGCCCCAAUGCUAAGAGCUUACAGAGAGACUCGGAAACUGACCAGCCAGAACGUCCAGAUCAUGUACACCUUACGUUCGAGGAGCUAGACGAUCCAAAGCCCGUAUAUACCGGUUGCCGUUACCGCAAGGAUACGGAAAAGGAGAGCCUGAUUUGCGAAAAUACUGUCAAGCGCCUGAGAGCCACAGGAGUCUUAGGAGGAAGAAAGACUAUUAAGUUAGCAUGGCGCGCUCGCUUUGGGGUCAAGACACGUCAGAAGACCUUCCGCAUCGUUAGCAAAGGCGUUCUUGAAUCAGAUAUAUUAUUUGGGGAGGAUUGGCUGGAGGAAGACGACGAAGAGGAUGUGUAUGAGAAGUCUGAGAGGCCAAACAAGAGGAGACGAAUUGAGCCGGUGGACCGUCAAGGGGAUAUGACUCUCACGACAUCCUCAAACAGCAAAUCAGCAAGUGACCGAGCAGCGAUGGCGUUCGCGUCCGAGUCGGCUUUGGAAUAUGCGCGACAGUCAGGUCCAUUCAAUCCAUGUCUUAUUCCAACACAGUCAAAAGUUGUUUUCGAAGCUGGAAGUAGCAAUGCCAGUCAACUAGGAAUGGACGCUGACUCACAAGAGAUCGAUGAUCAGAGGGGUCCACAAGAGAACGAAGACCAUGGAUGACCGAUAGUUGGUAAACUUACUUUGAAAACUCCUCUUUAGUGCUACUCCGAUGACUCCCGACUCGGACGCCUACCCGCGUGCAACCAAGACCAUUUUCGCAACACUCGAAGCAUGCAUGAAGCAAGAUAGAAAUUAAACUGGGCUCACAUUUUGGGGAAAGAAAAGGUUAACCAUCAACUUUCAGGAGGGCAGGCAGAUCAUCAAUAUAGAAGACAAGAUUUGAAGGGUAUCUAUAUCGGAUCACAGAGUCCACGGCACCUUGGCGAGAUGAGGUCACAGGGAGGUAUUUUCGUGCACGCUUUGAAUCUCUGGUUCGGAAUGUAGCGUACUGCAGCAAUUGAAUGUAGGGCUAGCCUGAACACACGUUGUGAUAGGCACUCAUGAUAUUGAUAGCUCUUCAAAUGCUUCUAGCUGUUGUCACAAUUUGCUGGCAAUCGUCCAUUCGAUGGGUCGUGGUCACUACCCACUUACCUGC